Humulus lupulus (European hop) is the source of this 2478-nucleotide messenger RNA. RefSeq lists its product as uncharacterized. The transcript is spliced from 8 exons. The record is from RefSeq and is a predicted model, not a curated record. Bases 1 to 2478 code for a protein of 825 amino acids. NCBI's taxonomy places the organism in Eukaryota, Viridiplantae, Streptophyta, Magnoliopsida, Rosales, Cannabaceae.
AUGGUGAAAUCAAGGGAUGAAGCUACGCGUGAUCUGGUUCUGGAAUCGGGGGUGAUUCACUUUGAUAAGAAGCCUGUAGUUCUUUGGCCCUGGACGACAGACAUUGAUUCAUUAAAGUCAGUAAAAUCAGUGCCAGUGUGGAUCCGAGUACCUGACCUUGGUUUACAAUAUUGGGGAGUGAAUUGCUUAAAUGCUCUUGUGAGUACAAUAGGUAAGCCUAUAAGGAUAGAUAAGAUAACCAAAGAUAGAUCUCUGAUUAAGUUUGCUCGUGUUUUGGUGGAUAUGGAGAUAGCUAAAUCUCUACCUCAAUAUAUUAAUUACCUUAAUGAGAGGGGUCAAGUUCUGGAGCAACCUGUUGAGUAUGAAUGGUUACCUACUAAAUGCUCAAAUUUUGGAAUUGGGGCUCUUCUUUCAACAAAAAUCAAGGGAGAGAAAAUUAAGGAUGUUAUGAGUUCUACUUUUGUUGGUUGGGAUUAUUACAGUAGUUUGAGAUUGGAGGGUAUAAUUUUACUGAUUUGGAAGGCUAGUUUGGUUCGUAUUGAAGCUGUCCAAGAAAGUGACCAAUUUUUACAUUGUAGAGUUCGAAUAUGCAAUAGCAAACAUGAUUUUUGUCUUACUAUUGUGUAUGGUUCUAAUCUGUUGGAGGCUAGGAGAAUCCUUUGGUAUGAUUUGGCUCAUUUGCUCUUCCCAAUUAAACCUUGGGUCCUCUUAGGAGAUUCUAAUGCUGUUUUUGACCCUAAUGUCAGAAUGGGUGGGAGGCCAAUCUCAGUGAAAGAAUUAGAGGAUGCUAGGAAGUGGCUUGACCUUGGUUUGGUGGAAGAACUGAAGGUAAUUGGAUCUUAUUACACGUGGUCUAACAAUCAGGAAGGGGGGAACCGCAUAUACGCUAAGUUGGAUAGGGUGUUUUCUAAUGAGGACUGGUUGGAUUAUUUUCCAAGUGUUACUGUUGUCUCUCAUUGGGAGGCCAAAUCCAAUCUUUACAAUGACCCAAAUAAUAGCUGUUUGAAUGCUGCAGAAAGAGAAGCUUUCCUGGAAAUUAGUAAACAGGAGAAGCUCUAUGCUAGUUUUCUUUCUCAAAAGAGCAAAAUUGAUUGGCUUCGUUUUGGUGAUGAAAAUUCCUCUUUUUUUCAUGCUAGUCUGAAGAAAAGGAAAGUCGCCAAUAGGAUUGUGUCUUUUAUCUCUGGUGAAGCUUCAGGUAGCAUUGACCCUCACACUAUUGCUCUUGGCCCGGUUUUGGAUCUUGAUGCCCAAUUGGAGUUAAUCAAACUGUUCUCCUCUCAAGAAGUUAAAGCUGCUCUGUUUAGUAUUCAACCUAUAAAGAGCCCUGGUCCUGAUGGCUAUGGGGCUGGAUUCUUCAAAGCUUUAUGGAAGCAUAUAGGCAAGGAGGUGUCCCAGGCAGUGCUUGAUUUUUUUUAUUCUAGGUAUAUUCCUAAAUUUCUGAAUAAUACUAUCAUAGCUCUCAUUCCUAAGGUGGAUCAUCCAGGAGCUUUUAUAAAGCACAGAUCGUUUGCUUAUAAUGUCCUCAUUCUUCAAGACUUGAUAAAGGGUUACAAUAGGAAAAAUAGUUCUCCUCGGUGCAUGAUGAAGAUUGACAUUAGUAAAGCUUACGAUUCUAUUGAUUGGGAUUUCUUGGAGAACCUAUUGAAAGCUCUUUGUUUUCCUAGUCACUUUAUUAGAUGGAUCAUGGUUUGUUUGAGAGCCUCUAAGGAGAAAGAUUUCAAAUUUCAUCCUCUUUGCAAAUCUCUAAGUCUUAUUAGUCUCAGUUUUGCUGAUGAUUUACUGCUAUUUUGUAAAGCUAAUACUGCUUCAGUUCAGAUCAUUCAAAGAGCUUUUGAGGGUUUUUCUUCUUCCUUGGGUUUGAUAAUCAACAAUCAUAAGUCUCGUAUCUACUUUGGUGGAGUGUCUACUACUGUUAAAGCUUCUAUUCUGGAGAUAUCUCAGCUGGUUGAAGGAUUCUUCCCUCUGACAUACCUUGGAGUUUCUUUGAGACCAACAAAGUGGAAGGCAAUUGACUGUGAUAUCAUUCUCAAGAAGAUCAGGUUGAGGCUGCGUGUCUGGGCUAGUAGACAUCUAUCUUAUGCAGGUCGGGUUCAACUAGUGCACUCAGUUUUGAUGGGGAUUCAUAAUUAUUGGAUGAGCAUUUUUCUGUUACCUCAAGGUGUUAUUAGAGACAUUGAUCGUCUUUGUAGGAACUUUCUUUGGGGAGAGAAGGGUUCCCGGAGAAAACUUCAUCUUACCUCUUGGGAGCAAAUUUAUCAUGUGGCAAGCUAUAAACCAGAAGCUGCUCAUAAUGGAUCUUCUUCUCCUAUUCCUUGUUUGAACUGUCCGAAAAAGAAACACGAACCAGAGCUCUUAUCUUUGCAUGUUCUCCAAACCGAAGAAGCAAAUCUAUACCACUACCUUCAGCUCCGUGGGAUCAUUCCUGCUUCACCUUCUCCAGUCGAAAAUCUUCUUGUUCCCGCAAGCAAAUUUGUGUAA